GUCUGUUCUGGUGUUGCAUUUCGGUGUAGUCUUGGGGUGUAGCAGUCAGAUGGGGAAUCGGUGUACCUGACUGAAUAAUGGGGUGGUGGUGAACUCAGCUAUGCAUCCUUACAUAACCGAUAUCGGCCGAUUAGUUCCAUUUCCGGCUAACAUGGGGAAUAAACAGAUACACGCGACUCACCUUCACGAUUAAGGAUUAAUGCAUCUACUACAACGGGGCAUAAUGGCCCGCAACCCUUCGCGUCUGCUGUAUGCAUCUCGUAGUCUGCAAUUGACUACUAGUAGACGGCAAUUCGGCACCAGUGUCUCCUCCAUCUUACCCCUCCUCUCCCCGCCCCGAUACACGCCGCUCCGAUCAUCAUUAAUAUCAUCAACACCACCAUCUUCUUCCCCUCUCGCACAUCACCUUCCCACUACAGCUACUCCCAUCCGAGGUAUCACCACCAACACUACCCCCGAAAUGGCCACAACCACCACCACUCUCGACCCCCAAUACGCCCAACUCUUCCAAACCCUGGAAUCCCAAUUCCAGACCACCACCCUCCCCCACGACAAAUGGUACAUUCUCGCCAUCUCCACCCUCGUCGCAAAUCCAGACCCCGAACGCGCCGACCAACUCUACCUCUACCUAAUCUCCAAACCCGAAUACUCGACCCCAUCAUCCCGCCAACACCUCAUCCGGCGCAUCCGCGAAGCCCUCAUCAAAGCCGUGAUCAUAGUCGGGGUGUGCAAACCCAUCGAAGCCAUCCUCGCCAUCAGCAAGCUCGAAGCGCCCGAAGACAAAGACUAUACAUUCACCCGGGAGGCCUGGCAAUGCGACGAGGCGAAUCACGAGCGCGGCGUGGCGUGGUUGGAGAAGCUGUAUGCGCGAAAUACAUCGGGCACGUUGGAUUUGUUUGCGGCGCAUAAGGAUUUCGCCUGGUUGUCAAAGGAGAUUACCUACGGGUUGUUUUUGAGUGAUCGCGGGGUGUUGGAUGAUUUGGAUACGCAGUUGGUGGUGUUGCCGGCGAUUAUGAGUCAGAAUUUGAGGAUUGAGACUCAUUGGCAUAUUAGGGGUACGAGACGCUUGGGGGUCAGUUUGGAGGAUGUGAGGGUUUUGUGUGAGGGCGUUAAGCAUGUUGCGGGGUUUUAUGGGAGGGUGUUGGAUAAGGUGCCUGGUGUGGAGGAGGUGGAAGGGGAUGUUUGAGGCGGGGGGGUAAGGGUUGGUUGUAUAUAGUUUAUGGGUUGGGAUAGACUUAAGAGAACUUGGUUAUAUAUUACCAUUAAGGUGGAUGGAGUAUAGUGGCCGGGAUCGGAAGAGAAGUCAUACUACACAUACAAAAAGGGAAUGAAGUGC
Messenger RNA from Aspergillus eucalypticola CBS 122712, 1336 nucleotides. RefSeq lists its product as uncharacterized. The transcript has a single exon. The record is from RefSeq and is a predicted model, not a curated record. Bases 224 to 1186 code for a protein of 320 amino acids. Lineage: Eukaryota; Fungi; Ascomycota; Eurotiomycetes; Eurotiales; Aspergillaceae.